Messenger RNA from Mycetomoellerius zeteki, 1391 nucleotides. It is a transcript of the gene Rab1, whose product is annotated as RAS oncogene family member Rab1. The coding region runs from base 251 to 871 and encodes 206 amino acids. Gene Ontology annotation, molecular function: GTPase activity; GTP binding. The transcript is spliced from 4 exons. The record is from RefSeq and is a predicted model, not a curated record. Lineage: Eukaryota; Metazoa; Arthropoda; Insecta; Hymenoptera; Formicidae.
UACGUCUAUGGAAAAGGUGCCCGCUGCCAUUCUGGCAUUACGUCAAUGGUGGAGGUUUCAUUGGUUUGGGAGGAGUUGCUGUGACCGCCAUUGUUACAACUCUUCGUCAUAUUACGGAGAAACGUAGUGAGAAUCCGAUUUAUCCGCAUUUCCCGUAGUGCGUGUCGAGGCCGAGGCGCCGUUUUCUAGGUAUAAACUUUCCAGCGCAGACCAUAGACGGAUCCAUCAGCCGACGCAUUCUCAGCGUAGCAUGUCCACGAUGAAUCCCGAGUAUGAUUAUCUAUUUAAAUUGCUUCUAAUCGGUGAUUCUGGUGUUGGAAAAUCAUGUCUCUUGUUGCGCUUUGCCGAUGACACAUAUACGGAAAGUUAUAUCAGUACCAUCGGCGUGGAUUUUAAGAUUCGAACUAUCGAUUUAGAUGGAAAAACAAUAAAACUACAAAUCUGGGAUACGGCGGGUCAAGAACGGUUCAGAACAAUUACAAGUUCUUAUUAUCGAGGUGCACAUGGUAUUAUUGUUGUUUAUGAUUGCACAGAUCAGGAGACCUUUAACAAUGUAAAACAAUGGUUGGAAGAGAUCGAUCGUUAUGCCUGUGAUAACGUCAAUAAGCUGUUAGUCGGCAAUAAAUGUGAUCUGCAUACGAAGAAAGUUGUAGAUUACACAGCUGCCAAGGAAUAUGCCGAUCAACUCGGAAUACCAUUUUUGGAAACAUCGGCAAAGAAUGCAAUGAAUGUAGAACAAGCUUUUAUGACGAUGGCUGCUGAAAUAAAACUUAGAGUGGGCCCACCCUCGAGCGGAGCGAGCGAUCCAGCCAACAAGGUGAAAAUAGAACACGGACGUCCAAUUGAAUCUUCUAAAUCUGGAUGCUGCUGAGAACUAUAAUCUUGUGUCUCGUUUAACCAAAAACAUCUAAUGCGGUUGCGGUCCAGAUACUGCAAAAUUAAACUUAUUACUGCAAGUAUAAGAACGAUACAUGGAAGUUUUAGUUUACUCCAACAACAAAAAAGAAGGAAAAAAGAAUCUAACACACUCAUGGACCACCAACUCUUCCUCAGAGUUGUACGAAACUCUCGUCCACCUGCCCUGAAAUUUCGUUUUUGUAGUUAUCUUUCCAAAGAAGAAAAGACGUGGUUAAUUAACGCCAUUUUCUAGUAUAAAGUUCGACUUUAGAUAAAUUUGUCGAAUUAGUAUUGAUAAUAUCGAACGAGUGUAGAUGUGCGUGUAAUGGGAGGGACAACUCGAGUCUUGAGAAGUAAAUUGAAUAAUACUGCGUAUGGUGGUUAUUAUGAUAAGCACUUUAAUUUUCUUUUUUAGCCUAAUUGUAAUAUGUACAAUAGAGUAUGUGUUUGGCUCUAUAGCUAUUUCUAUUUCUCUAUACAAUAAUCCAAAAAGA